AUAGAUUAAUUUCCGGCAUACCUAACACAAUUCAUAAAAUACAGUAAGUUUUAAAAAAAUACAUAAACAAUUGUACACAUAAAUGUGAGUAAACAGUAUGUCUGUGUGGCUGAUGCUGAUAAAGAGUUCUCGCUGGGGUCUUACCUGUCCGAGCAAACCCGUUUUCUUACAAGUAAGAAACUCUCGCACGGAGUCCACUGAGGAUGAUAAGCGCAGUGACGACAGCCGGCCUCUCAGUCAUGCGUCGGAUUUCAGCAGGGAUAAUAUACUGUCGCUCAGUAACGCGCCGCGGCGCAGUCGGCGAGGUGUCGCUGCACAGGAAUGGCAACGACCCCUUACCCGAUACCUGCCCGUUGACAGAGAUGACUUCGAUCUACGGAGACAUGUUGAGUCCGCUGGUCACCAGGUAGAUCUGUGUGCAUACGUGUCAGUGAGCUGUACGUCGUGUCGCGGCUACUUGCACAAGCUGGGAGCGAAGUUCCACACUUGGUCCAAGAGGUGGUUCGUUUUCGACCGGGAGACGAAAACGUUCGUCUACUACUGGGACAAGACAGAGAAGAAGCCGAGAGGUGGCGCAUAUUUCCAGGUAAUCGAAGAAGUAUACCUUGACCACGGCAACACUUCUAAAUCCCCAAACCCUCAGACCACGUUCAUAGUGAAAACUAGACAGAGAAGGUAUUACCUGAUGGCUCCCUCCGGGGAGGCUGCCCGCAUAUGGAUUGAUGUCAUAUUCACCGGGGCACAGGGAUAUACUGAAUACUUAGAGUGAAGCAAUAUUCAGUAUUGGAAUUGAAUACUUAGAGUGAAAUAAUAUUGAGUAUUGGAAUACUUGUACCUGGGGUUCUCAACCUUUGUACUCUAGAGCACAUUCUUUUCAUAUUCCCAUCAUUUCUUAUCUUAUUCAUAAUUUAUUAAUAAAUAAAUAAAAGUAAUUAACGUUUAAGACAAUGUGGCGAGCAAUACUAAUCGGUCUACACGAGGUUGGGAACCUCAAACUUAGAGUGAACUAAUAUUGAGUACUGGAAUACUCAACAUCACUGAGUAAACAAAUAUUGAUUUUAAAAUAAUUAUAAUUUUUAAUAUGGAUUUUACCAUUUCUACAAUUUGAUAUAGUGUAUGGAAUAUUGGAAAUUAUUAAUCAAAUUGUAAAAUCAUUAUAAUUUGAAUACUCGAUAUUCUUGUAAUAUUGAGUAUUAUUAUAUUAAAUACCACAUGAGUAUACGUUUAUUAUAUGACAUUUGGGGAAAAUAUACUUUGGUUUAAUAAAUAAUAUUUUAUAAAUUGUAUUUGUAUGUUUAUUUUUAAUUAAUGCAAUGAGAAUGUGUUUGACAAUAUGUUAAUUCCAAAUACGUUAAAAAACCGGUUACUGUGAAAACUCUUUUGAGAUCAAAGUAUGUAAUAUUUGGUCACUUUAAUCGUUACAGCUUCACAGAUUGUAUGAUUUUGUAUGUGUUUUGUGAGAAAUGAUUCUUGUUGAUAAAAUGCAUUUACCUCCAUUUAGGAUUUCGUCCAAUGUUAAAAAUAUUGUAUUUUUUUUCUUUAGUAACAGAUGCUCGAAUAAUUUUUAAUUUUUUUAAUGUACUUAUUGAACAAUAGUCAGACUGAAAUCAUUUGCAUUUUUAGACGAAAAUUGUCUUGUGUGUUGCCAUAUAGGCAUUAUGUUAGUAAAAAUCAGUAUUUCGAGUAAUGAAUUUCAUUAUUUUUAAUGUGAUUUGUUGUAUGUGCCAAUGUACAUGUAAAGCAGCUAUUUUUAUAUAAAAAUACAAUUCGAUUUUAUUGGUGCCUUUCGAGACUGAGAUAUAUGUCUUAUGAAUGAUACAAUAUUGUCAAUUAUAUACAUAUUUGAUUUUAUGCUUAUGCACGCUUAUUUUUGUGUUACCAUGUAGCGCUUUUAGCAACUCAAUGUUGCCAUUAUCGAAUAUUCACAUGUUAUUUGUGAUUGUAUGAACUAAUUUUAAUAUGAUAGUGAUAGUUAACUGUUUCCUAACAUAUUUCCUACAUUUACAUGUAAAUAUAUAAAUAAAAUUGAAAAAAAUAUGUGAAAUCUUGAUGUAUGCUUUACAUAUAAAUGCCCAAUAUUUUCGCUACAUUUUUUAUGUAGGUGAUAAUUUUAAUUAAAAAUUAUAUAACGAAUAUGCUAUUGUAUUUUAAAUGUAAUUUUAGUACAAAAAAUCGUGAUGUUUUUGUUGCGAUUAAUUUACUACCAGUGUGGAAAUUAUUUUAUUUGCUUGCAACACUUGUUAUUGAAUAAAAUGGCUGAUACCAAUUACUUUAUAUGUAAGGUCACAUAAUUAACAGCCUGAUUAAUAAAAUAAUAUCAAAAUGAA
Molecule: messenger RNA, 2327 nt
Organism: Papilio polytes (common Mormon)
Lineage: Eukaryota; Metazoa; Arthropoda; Insecta; Lepidoptera; Papilionidae
Product: pleckstrin homology-like domain family B member 1
Exons: 6
Coding region: 98-769 (223 amino acids)
Source: RefSeq, a predicted model, not a curated record